Molecule: messenger RNA, 2876 nt
Organism: Bombina bombina (fire-bellied toad)
Lineage: Eukaryota; Metazoa; Chordata; Amphibia; Anura; Bombinatoridae
Product: synaptotagmin-7-like
Exons: 14
Coding region: 230-2416 (728 amino acids)
Biological process (GO): vesicle fusion; cellular response to calcium ion; regulation of calcium ion-dependent exocytosis
Cellular component (GO): membrane; synaptic vesicle; synapse
Molecular function (GO): SNARE binding; phosphatidylserine binding; clathrin binding
Source: RefSeq, a predicted model, not a curated record
AUUCAUUUACACUCCAAGCUUCACACUGGAGCUCCCAAGGCCACCUGCAAAGCAGCUCUGCUCCUCCCCAAAAAGGGUCUUGUCAAUGAGGGACAGGAGACAAAACAAGUGACAGCUUAACCCUAGCUGAACCUAACCCACUUCACAGCUUGUCCUUUUGUUUUUCCGGGGACUUACAAAGGCAAAGGAAAAUAGCAAAGGAACCAGAGAAGAAGAAGCAGGCAACAAAAUGUACAUUAAUCAAGAAGCUCCCAGCAGUAAAGGAGCUCCCACAAGAGAUGUAAUCCUGGUCUCUGCCAUCCUCACCCUCAGUUUGAGCAUCACCAUCAUCAUGUGUGGAAUAUGCCAGUGGUGCCAACGCAAAUUGGGAAAGCGCUACAAAAACUCUUUGGAAACAGUGGGGACGCCGGAUUCUAGCCGCGGUAUCCGCAGUGAAAAGAAAACAUUAAAUGAUCUAGACAAAGACUUUUGGAAUAACAAUGACAGCACAGCCCACCAGAAAUGGAGCUCCUACCCUCCCAAGGAGUUUAUCCUAAACAUUUCACCUUACGCCCCCUAUGGUGACCCAAGACUGGCCCUCAAUGGAACUGUGUUGUCCGGUAGUAAGUCUGCUGCAUGCAGUACAUCAGGGUUGCUGGAUAAAGAUGGACGGCUGGGGGACAAGCAAUUUCGUGGUGAGAAUAUGAAGAUCAGUAUGUCUUCUCAAAGCCACCACAACGAGCAAGGCCUUGGUAAAGCGGGAAGAGGUCGAUGGCAUACCGUUCAAAGUCACCUAGCAUCCGGAAAUCUCAGUCGAAACAAUUUUGAGGACCCCACUCUGCCUGCAGCCACUACCCUCGACCAUAUUCCCACCUCUUUAGGAGAUCUAAAGUGUCAGCGCCCCCGCACUCUGCUUCGCCAGCAAAGCCUCCAGCAACCUCUCAGUCUACACCAGAAGCACAACCACUGUCAGCCCACCACCAGCCAGAGCCUUGGGCAGCUACAACUGCAGCAACCCCCGUCUGCCAGCAGCAGUACCAGCAAUCCGAGACCCCAGCGCUCAACCCAGAACCGACCUCCUACUUCAGCUGGCUCCAAGUACCGCACAGCAGGAGUCAGGAACCGAACCAGCCCAGGUAGCUGGGACUAUGUUGUCGGUCAAGUACGGAACAGGGGCCUGGACAUGAAAUCCUUCCUGGAAGGUCGAAUGGUUGUGCUGUCGUUGGUGUUGGGUCUCUCAGAGCAGGACGACUUUGCCAAUAUCCCUGACCUGCAAAGCAACGGGUCUCAACAGAAUCAGAACACUCAGGGCGACAAGAGGGUAUCUCCAUAUAUAACAGAGAGCAAUACUCUGCAGAUGUGCAUAAGUGAUGGACCUAACCAUGUGCAUGAAAUGAGCAGUGUCCAGCUUGAACGGCCCCAGGCAGUCAUAUUUGCUCAUGUCUUGAAUAAAAUGAUCCGCAAACACCACCGGGGGACCGGGACAGAGGUCAACAAGAUGAGGGAGAGAGGAAAACUGAAUCAGCGGUCUUCAGUUUCAGAUCUGGUGAACUCAUUGACAAGUGAGAUGCUAAUGCUAUCUCCUGGGUCAGAUGAGGAGGAUGGUCACGAAACCUCUGGGCGCGAGACUCUUGGGCGUAUUCAGUUCAGCGUGGGCUACAACUUUCAAGAAUCCACACUCACAGUGAAAAUCCUUAAAGCUCAAGAGUUACCGGCCAAGGACUUUAGUGGGACUAGUGACCCGUUUGUAAAGAUCUACCUGUUACCUGACAAGAAGAACAAGUUAGAGACCAAAGUGAAGAGGAAAAACCUCAACCCACACUGGAACGAAACUUUCCUCUUUGAGGGAUUUCCUUAUGAGAAAGUGGUGCAGAGGGUCUUGUACCUUCAGGUCCUAGAUUACGAUCGAUUUAGUCGCAAUGAUCCUAUUGGUGAGGUUUCCAUCCCUCUUAACAAGGUGGAUCUAACGCAGAUGCAAUCCUUCUGGAAGGAGCUGAAACCGUGCAGUGAUGGGAGCGGAAGCCGGGGUGAAUUGCUACUGUCCCUCUGCUACAACCCAUCAGGCAACUCUAUCAUCGUUAAUAUCAUAAAAGCAAGGAACCUAAAAGCCAUGGAUAUCGGAGGAACGUCAGAUCCGUAUGUGAAGGUUUGGCUAAUGUGCAAAGACAAGAGGGUGGAGAAGAAAAAGACAGUGGUCAUGAAACGAUGCUUGAAUCCUGUAUUUAAUGAAUCCUUCAUCUUUGACAUCCCAACUGAGAAGCUUCGGGACACAACCAUAAUUAUCACUGUCAUGGACAAGGAUAGACUGAGCCGUAAUGAUGUAAUAGGCAAGAUUUAUCUGUCUUGGAAGAGUGGUCCUGGGGAGGUGAAGCACUGGAAGGAUAUGAUUUCUCAUCCCAGGACAGCUGUGGCACAGUGGCACCAACUCAAGGCCUGAGCUGACAGCAUCUCUGCACUCUGUCACCUCCAGCAAUCCUCGGUUACAUUGAACCAAACCAACGCACUGGCCAUGCUCUUAUUGUCUGCACAAACACAGUCUGCAGGCUUCUCUAAGGAACCGCCAGCUUGGAAUUAUGGGUUUUUAGGAAAUCCUGUGUCCACUAUGUGCCACCUGCAGCUUUUAACCAAGAAUUGUGCUUCAAAACUUUUCUUCUACUUGUUCAAAUGGGCACAGCUGCGGUAUCCUCCUGGCCUCAUGAGGUGCUGUACCUCCCAACACAGUGUUACAGAGACGCUGCGAAGGGCAGGGCGGGGACUACCCCGUUGAAAGCCUCUCUCUCUAUCUCCGUUGCAGAGCCUGUGUAAUUUCCACAGCUUCUUCAGACACAUGGCAGCCACGGAAUAAUUUAAAAGAGUGUAAGGUGGUUGCCCAUGAACCUACUCACUUUUGUAGCGGU